Molecule: messenger RNA, 957 nt
Organism: Nicotiana tabacum (common tobacco)
Lineage: Eukaryota; Viridiplantae; Streptophyta; Magnoliopsida; Solanales; Solanaceae
Source: RefSeq, a predicted model, not a curated record
CACUUCUAAUCAGGGUCUGUCACCAGUCUUUGAUGAGCAGGUACAACGUCCAAGGUUUCCCCACAAUUUUGGUAUUUGGUGCUGACAAGGAAAGCCCUGUCCCAUAUGAAGGUGCAAGAACAGCGGCAGCCAUUGAGUCGUUUGGAUUAGAGCAGCUGGAAACUAAUGUUGCACCUCCUGAAGUGAUUGAGUUGACUAGCCCAGAUGUCAUGGAAGAGAAAUGUAAUUCUGCUGCAAUCUGCUUUGUUUCAUUCCUGCCGGAUAUAUUAGAUUCCAAGGCAGAAGGAAGGAACAAAUACCUAGAAAUGUUGUUAUCUGUUGCGGAGAAGUUCAAGAGAAAUCCCUACAGUUACGUUUGGGUGGCUGCUGGUAAGCAACCAGACCUUGAAAAGCACGUCGGCGUUGGUGGUUAUGGAUAUCCAGCUAUGGUAGCUUUGAAUGUGAAAAAAGGAGUAUAUGCACCUCUUAAGAGUGCAUUCCAGCGCCAGCCGAUAAUAGAUUUUGUGAAAGAAGCUGGACUAGGUGGAAAAGGUAAUCUUCCGUUAGCUGCUACACCUUCAAUUGUAAAGACUGAAGCAUGGGAUGGAAAAGAUGGGGAAAUCAUCGAAGAAGACGAGUUCUCCCUUGAAGAACUUAUGGGCGACGACACACCAAACAAGGAUGAGUUAUAAUUCUUCUUCACUCUCAUAGAGUAUUAUGUUAAGCUAGUUAGAAACAGUUUUGACGUAACAAAAGCCGUGUAUUACUAUGUUAUAGUGAAUUCAUCAUCAGAUUGGCCUCCCCAGUUCAAAAGAUUUUAUUUUUCCUUCCUUUGUUUCCUGGAAGUUUACAUGGAUUGUUACUGUUGGGGAUAUAUCAGAAGUCACUUUUCCUGUUGUUGUUUGCUUGUUUUCUUCUAUAUUACGCAAGUCAGUGCUGUAACAGGUUUAGAACAUCUAAUAUUUAUUGCAGACUAUA